GCUGGGCGCCUGCUCACCAUGGACACUGUCGGGUACAGCAAGUGGGGCGGCGGGCUUGAGGAAGUCCCUGGAGGGCACCAGGGACGCUGGGGACAGAGACUCCUCUUCCUGGGCCUGGUUCUGGUGGUAGCCACAGCCCUGUGGGCCCUCAUUCUGAGCAUCCUAGUUUCUAAAGCCUCCACAGAGCGAGGGGCGCUGCUUGGCCACCAGGACCUGCUGAGGACAAACGCCUCGGAGCAGACGGCGGCGCUGGGUGCUUUGAACCGGGAGGUCCGAGCCUGCAACAGCUGCUGCUUGGGGACACAGGCGCUGCUGCAGAGGGCACGCACCGAGCUCGGCGAGGCGCAGGCGAAGCUGAUCCAGCAAGAGAGUGCCCUGAAAGAACUGAGCGAUCGCGUGACCCAGAGCUUGGCUAAAGCGGGCAGGGACCGCGAGGACAUCCGCAGUGAGCUGUUCAGGGCUCUGGAGGCCAUCCGGCUGGGGAACAGCUCCUGUGAGGAGUGCCCCGCAUCCUGGCUGCCCUUCCAGGGCUCCUGCUACCUUUUCUCCGUCGAGCGGGCCACGUGGGAGGAGUCGCAGCGCCAGUGCGCGGGUGCAGGCGCGCACUUGGUGAUUGUUGGGGACCUGGAAGAGCAGGGCUUUCUGAGUCGGAACACUCGAGGCCGAGGUUACUGGCUGGGCCUGAGGGCGGUGCGCCGCGCGCGCAAGAUCCAGGGCUACCAGUGGGUAGACGGAGUCCCGCUCAGCUUCAGAAACAACCCCGACAAACCACUGCAGCCACUGGAACGUGGGGGAGCCCAAUGACUCUUUGGGGCGUGAGGACUGCGCUAUGAUGCUACGCACAGGGAUGUGGAACGACGCACCGUGCGACAACGAGAGGGACAACUGGAUCUGUGAGAAGAGGCGCAGCUGCUGACCCCGCCCAGUGCCCGCAAACCUUACCCACGCCUCCCCUCACCCCAGGGCGAUCGCUUGAGCUGUUCACCGUCCUAGCGCCGCCCACCGCCAUGGGAUUUUUUCCCCCUCUACCCGUGACUACUGAGAACCGUCCCGCCCAACCCAACACAGGCACUGGGACCUCCACUCCAACCUCACCGCGAGCCCUCACACAGACAUAACCUAGCCUCCACCCCCACCCAAAUCCCGGCUCCUGGGCCGGACCACGGACCCCACCCACCUCCCUAACGAAAGCAAGCCAACUCAAGGAGAGAGCUGUUGGUUUUCUUGCAUUCUCCCCCAAACUGGGAGGCCUCACAGAUACGGGUUUUGGGAGCUGUCUUCGCAGCCCUAGGAGGAAGCAUCAAUAAAUGCUUGAGAAAUGAA
Ailuropoda melanoleuca (giant panda) is the source of this 1323-nucleotide messenger RNA. It is a transcript of the gene CLEC4G, whose product is annotated as C-type lectin domain family 4 member G. The record is from RefSeq and is a predicted model, not a curated record. The transcript is spliced from 9 exons. The coding region runs from base 19 to 804 and encodes 261 amino acids. Lineage: Eukaryota; Metazoa; Chordata; Mammalia; Carnivora; Ursidae.